Molecule: messenger RNA, 591 nt
Organism: Fusarium fujikuroi IMI 58289
Lineage: Eukaryota; Fungi; Ascomycota; Sordariomycetes; Hypocreales; Nectriaceae
Exons: 1
Coding region: 1-591 (196 amino acids)
Cellular component (GO): mitochondrion
Molecular function (GO): carbon-nitrogen ligase activity, with glutamine as amido-N-donor
Source: RefSeq, a predicted model, not a curated record
AUGUCGGCCAAACAAUCGAUGCUACUAUUCCGGGCUCUGCGCAUGUCGCAGCCUACGCUUCGUCAGCCUAUCAGCCGAGUCUCUGUCUGCCGAUUCUACGCAACAUCUACUGAAGAUGCACCCCCUCCUCUGCUGUCCAAGCUCAAGGGCGAUCUCAAGACCGCCAUGCGAGCCAAGGAUACUCCUCGCCUAACCGUUCUCCGAGCUAUCAUGUCCGCCAACCUCAACGCUUCCAAGACCUCAACUCCCAUCAAGACAGAUGUCCAGCUCGUCGCUUUGAUCCGCAAGAUCCAAAAGAGCUCCCAAGAUGCUGCCGCUGAGGCCAAGGCUGCCAACCGUGAGGAUCUUGUUCAAAAGGAGGAGGAUCAGAUCAAGGUGCUGGACGAGUACCUCGCCAACAGCGGAGUCGAGAGCUUGACAGAGGCUCAGCUCAAGGCCAUGGUGCAGGAUGCUGUUGAGGCUUCAAAAGCUGCUGGCACCCAAGCCAAGUCCAUCAUGGGUGAUGUCAUGAAGAGGUUGUCCGGUGCUCUCGAGGGCAAGGAUGUCGACAGAAAGGAGUUGGCCAAGAUGGUCAAGGAGCUCACUGGCUAA